AUGGUUCUCUGGUUACUAUUCGCGCUUCCAGCUCCCACAUUCGCUGGUGUCGAGAAAAUCCAUGGCGUUGCCCCGUCACUGCUCUCGCGCUACGUCGCGCCCGCAUCCGAUUCAGCACCUUGGUCAUGUCUAGACGGUUCGAAGACCAUCACAUGGGCUGCUGUGAAUGACGACUACUGCGACUGCCCCGAUGGGAGCGAUGAGCCUGGCACUGGUGCAUGUCCAAACUCUAUGUUCUAUUGCAAGAAUGAAGGCCACAUUGGCAGUCUGAUACCUAGCACACGCGUCAAUGAUGGACUCUGCGAGCCCGAAUGCUGCGAUGGCUCGGACGAGCGUCUUGGCGUGUGCCCUAAUGUCUGCCACGAGGUCGGCGCUGUAUACCGAGAGCAACAAACAGCAGAACGCAAGAUGCGUAGCACAGGCUCGAAGAUUCGCCGUCUGUACAUCGCUUCCGCUCAGAAAGAGAAGCAGAAGCUAGAGAGCCAAAUUACCGCCGCUGAGGCAGAGAUAGCUGAUUUGGAAAAUGAUGUCGCUCGCAUGAAAGACCUUAUCGACCGGACGGAGUCCCUUUCUGCAGCUGCGCUAGAGCACAAGAAACAAUCUCCGCUGUAUGUUUCCUUCAUGGAACACACCGAAGCGCUGAAAUCGCUUCAGCGAGAAUACAAGAAGCGCCUCGCCCGUGAGAAGGCUCUGGGAGACAUCUUGGAUGCACUUCGACGCGGAUACAAUCCUAACUACCAAGACAUGGCUGUCCUAGAGGCUGUCCGUGGUUGGGAGGCGUUGGCAAGACUACCGCACAUUAACGACGUUGCCAAAGAUGACGGUGAGGGUGAACAGCAAGUAAUUACUGGAGAUGAAGAAUACGAAGAGGAGGAGUGGACGGCAGAAGAGCUAGAAAAGGAGCUUGACAGUCUGCUCAACAGUGAUUACGAGGCACUACUACUGGAGCAUGAGAAGCAUAUCGGUGCCCCGACCCCUUCGAGCUCGCUAUUGCUUGAUCUGACUGCUUAUAUUCCGGAUUCUCUCCUUCCUCACUACCAAGCAUUCACGGAUACUCUCAUGGCUUGGCUCGAAGCGCUCGGCAUAGCCCAAGGACCGGCUUCCGCGGACUCGCCAGAUACAUCGAAAGCCCGCCAGGCAUACACUAAUGCCGAAAACAGUCUGAAUGCAAAGAAACAAGAGCUGCAGAGGACGCAAGAGGAGCUUACACGCAUGUUCGACCCCGAGUGGUUCGGAUCCGAAGGGGAAUGGAAGAGAUUGCAAGGCGUGUGUUUGUCGAAGGACACGGGAGACUACACUUACGAAGUCUGCUUAUUUGAUGAGGCGAGACAGAAGCCGAAUAAGGGCGGUUCUAUUCAAAGCCUGGGGAAAUUUGCCUCGUGGAAUGCGGGAGGUGGGGCUGCUGUUGGCUCGCCGGAGUAUUAUAGCAAACAGCAUUAUACCCGCGGAACGAAGUGCUGGAACGGGCCCAUGCGGAGCGUCACGGUCAUACUGACUUGUGGCCUGGAAAACGAGCUGCUAUCCAUUGCAGAGCCGGAAAAGUGUGAGUAUCAGUUCAAGGGAACCACUCCGGCCCUCUGCUUGCCGCCGGAUGCACAGGAGGAUAAGCACGAUGAGUUGUAG
Messenger RNA from Postia placenta MAD-698-R-SB12, 1623 nucleotides. RefSeq lists its product as hypothetical. Gene Ontology annotation, biological process: N-glycan processing. The coding region runs from base 1 to 1623 and encodes 540 amino acids. The transcript has 11 exons. NCBI's taxonomy places the organism in Eukaryota, Fungi, Basidiomycota, Agaricomycetes, Polyporales, Adustoporiaceae. Gene Ontology annotation, cellular component: glucosidase II complex. The record is from RefSeq and is a predicted model, not a curated record.